Fundulus heteroclitus (mummichog) is the source of this 8483-nucleotide messenger RNA. It is a transcript of the gene chd3, whose product is annotated as chromodomain helicase DNA binding protein 3. The coding region runs from base 386 to 6745 and encodes 2119 amino acids. The transcript is spliced from 40 exons. Gene Ontology annotation, molecular function: histone binding; ATP binding; DNA binding. The record is from RefSeq and is a predicted model, not a curated record. Gene Ontology annotation, cellular component: chromatin; NuRD complex; nucleus. Gene Ontology annotation, biological process: negative regulation of transcription by RNA polymerase II; chromatin remodeling. Lineage: Eukaryota; Metazoa; Chordata; Actinopteri; Cyprinodontiformes; Fundulidae.
GCAGAGGGAGAGAGAAGGAGAGAGAGAGAUAGAGAAAAAGGGAGGGGGGCGCGUUCUGAAAUAAUAUAGUCAGCCAUUUUUUAUGUAAGGGGAUUUUUUUUUCUUAUUGGGGGGGUUGUUAAAAAAUAAAUAUAAGAGGGCGGCCAUCUUUGUUGCUCUGCCUUAGUGUAAAAUAUUCCAAAACGCCCCCCCUACUUUUCUCCCGUGCCGAUUUGAAUAUUAAAUAAAUAACACUCCAUCCGCUGCAAGAAUUAGAGCUUCGUUGUUUUUUUUUUACCCCCCGUUUUAUUUCAUUUUUUGUUUUGUUUUCUACGAAAAAAAACAAAAAACAAAAACAAACACUGAGCACAAGGACGGAGCCGCCAAUGACAGCGAGGAUAUAAUAAUGUCCUCUCCUCUCCGCUCCUGCGAGGAAGACGAGGGCAUGGUGGUUAAUUCCGAGGGAGGAGAUUUUGAUGAAGAAGACGACGAGGAGGACGACGGAGAGCUGGACGGGAACGCAAGCGACAUAAACUCGCCGGCGGCGCCUCGGGAAACUGCAACACCGCCAGCCGCGCCAGAGGACGACCCAGAGAUAUCAGACAGGGAGGUCCCGUGCAAGAAGAAGGGCCGGCCCAAGAAGAAGAAGGACACAAAGAAGAAAGAGGGGAAGCCGGUCAAAACAAAGAAACGGAAGAAGAUUGACAGCGAUGUAGAGCGAAACUCGGACAGGGAAAGAGACUAUGGGGAAAACUCGGACAGCCUGGCCAGCGACUAUGGCUCAGGUGAGAAAAAGAAAAAGAAGAAACACAAAGAAAGGAAGGAGAAGAAAACCAAGAAAAAGAAAAAGGACGACGGGGACCGAGACAGUAGCCAGGAGGAAACAACAAAGCAACCGAUAGAGCAGAAGACAUCUGCCCAGCUGGCAAAGGAGUGGGGCCUGGAGGAUGUUGACCAUACCUUCACAGAGGACGACUACAGAGAGCUCACAAACUACAAAGCCUUCAGCCAGUUUAUGAGGCCCAUGAUAGCCAAGAAGAACCCGAAGAUCCCCAUGUCCAAGAUGAUGACCAUCCUGGGGGCCAAGUGGCGGGAGUUCAGCUCCAACAACCCCUUCAAAGGCAACGCCGCCGCCGUCGCAGCCGCCGCAGCCGCCGCCGCCAUCGCUGUUGCCGAGCAGGUCUCUGCAGCGACCGCCUCGCCCGAGCCCCCGCCUCAGCCGCCGCCCAUCAGAAAGGCCAAGACGAAAGAGGGCAAAGGUCCGGGAUAUAAAAAGCGCAGUAAAAGUCCUCGAGUGCCCGACAAGAAGAAAGCCGUCGCCAAGGCUAAAAAGAUGGCCCCCAUCCGUAUUAAGCUACUACCUAUAGCUGGGAAGAGGAAGAAGAGCUGCUCCAGCGACGACAUGGACGAGGAGGAGUCUGAGCAGGAGGACUCCAGCGUCCACAGCUCCUCCGUCCGCUCCGACAGCUCGGGCCGAGUGAAGAAGAACAAGCGGGGACGGCCCGCCAAGAAGAAGAAGAAAGUCGCCGGUGAGGAGGAAGGCGACGGCUACGAGACGGAUCACCAGGACUACUGUGAGGUGUGUCAGCAGGGCGGUGAGAUCAUCCUGUGUGACACCUGUCCUCGAGCGUACCACCUGGUGUGUCUCGAACCCGAACUGGACAAGGCUCCCGAGGGCAAGUGGAGCUGCCCGCAUUGUGAAAAAGAGGGAAUCCAGUGGGAGGCGAAGGAUGAGGACUUUGAGGACUUCGAGGAGGACAGCGAGGACAGAGUGAUAUCAGAGGUCAGCAUGGGGGUCCCCACGGGCGCGGAGGAAGAGGAGGACGACCACAUGGAGUUCUGCCGGGUGUGUAAGGACGGUGGCGAGCUGUUGUGCUGCGACACGUGCACGUCCUCCUACCACAUUCACUGUCUGAACCCUCCGCUGCCCGAGAUCCCCAACGGGGAGUGGCUUUGUCCACGAUGCACGUGCCCGCCAAUCAAAGGCAGGGUCCAGAAGAUCCUCCACUGGAAAUGGGGCGAACCUCCUCCUCCCAUUCCUGUCCCGCCGCCUCCGGACGCCCCUCCUGACGCCCCGCCGCCGCCGCCCAUGAAGGGCCGAGCAGAGAGGGAGUUUUUCGUGAAGCUGACCAACCAGUCGUACUGGCACUGCACCUGGAUCACCGAGCUGCAGCUGGAGAUCUUCCACUCAGUGAUGUACAGAAACUACCAGAGGAAGACGGACAUGGACGAGCCCCCCAGCCUGGACUACGGCUCGGGGGCGGAGGACGAGAACGGGGUGGGGAAGAGCGAGAAGAGACGGGCCAAAGAUCCCCAGUACGCCCUGCUGGAGGAAAAAUACUACAAGUACGGCAUCAAGCCCGAGUGGAUGAUGAUCCACCGCAUCAUAAACCACAGCGUGGAUAAAAAGGGCGUCUACCACUACCUGGUAAAGUGGAAAGACCUGACCUACGACCAGUGCACCUGGGAGAGAGACGACAUGGAUAUACCUGAAUUUGAGCCCCACAAGGCCAACUACUGGAGGCACAGGGACAACAUCAUGAAGGAGGACCCCGACAAGCCCAGGAAGAUGACGAGCAAGGAGGGAGACGGUGAAGAGGAGUCUCCUCCCUCCCCACUCACAGAUCCGACCAUAAAGUACGAGGAGCAGCCCGACUUCGUCACGGCGACGGGCGGCACCUUGCAUCUCUACCAGCUGGAGGGCCUCAACUGGCUUCGCUUCUCCUGGGCUCAGGGCACCGACACCAUCCUGGCGGAUGAAAUGGGCCUGGGCAAAACCAUCCAGACCAUCGUCUUUCUCUACUCGCUGUUCAAAGAGGGCCACACUAAGGGCCCUUUCCUGGUGAGCGCGCCCCUCUCCACCAUCAUAAACUGGGAGAGGGAGUUUGAGAUGUGGGCGCCGGAUUUCUACGUGGUGACGUACACGGGAGACAAAGACAGCCGAGCGAUCAUCAGAGAGAACGAGUUCACGUUCGACGAGUCCGUCAAAGGAGGGAAGAAGGCCUUCAAACUCAGGCGCGAGGCUCCGAUUAAAUUUCACGUCCUCCUGACCUCCUACGAGUUGGUGACCAUCGAUCAGACGGCGCUCAAGUCCAUCGACUGGGCGUGCCUGGUGGUGGACGAGGCUCACCGCCUUAAGAACAACCAGUCCAAGUUCUUCAGGCGCCUAAACGACUACAAAAUCGACUACAAGCUGCUGCUGACGGGGACUCCUCUACAGAACAACCUGGAGGAGCUGUUUCACCUGCUCAACUUCCUCACGCCCAAUCGCUUUAACAACCUGGAGGGCUUCCUGGAAGAGUUCGCCGACAUCUCCAAAGAGGACCAGAUCAAGAAGCUCCACGACCUCCUGGGGCCUCACAUGCUGCGGAGGCUCAAGGCCGACGUCUUCAAGAACAUGCCGGCCAAGACUGAGCUGAUAGUCAGGGUGGAGCUCAGCCCCAUGCAGAAGAAGUACUACAAGCUGAUUCUGACCAAGAACUUUGAGGCUUUGAACUCAAAAGGCGGAGGAAACCAGGUGUCUCUGCUCAACAUCAUGAUGGACCUGAAGAAGUGCUGCAACCAUCCGUAUCUCUUCCCCGUCGCCUCCAUGGAAGCCCAGAAAACCCCGAGUGGGGCGUACGAAGGAUCGGCCCUGACCAAGGCCUCUGGGAAACUGACCCUGCUGCAGAAGAUGCUGAGGAAGCUGAAAGAGCAGGGGCACAGAGUGCUGGUCUUCUCCCAGAUGACAAAGAUGCUGGAUUUAUUAGAAGAUUUCCUGGACUAUGAGGGUUAUAAGUAUGAGAGAAUCGACGGAGGCAUCACCGGCGCGCUGAGACAAGAGGCCAUCGACAGGUUCAACGCUCCCGGAGCUUGUCAGUUCUGCUUCUUGCUGUCCACCAGAGCGGGAGGCCUGGGCAUAAACCUAGCCACGGCCGACACCGUCGUCAUCUUCGACUCUGACUGGAACCCGCACAACGACAUACAGGCCUUCAGCAGAGCUCAUCGCAUCGGGCAAGCCAACAAGGUGAUGAUCUACCGCUUCGUGACGCGAGCCAGCGUGGAGGAGCGCAUCACCCAGGUGGCCAAGAGGAAGAUGAUGCUGACGCACCUGGUGGUGCGGCCGGGCCUGGGGUCCAAGGCCGGCUCCAUGACCAAGCAGGAGCUCGACGAUAUCCUCAAGUUUGGCACGGAGGAGCUCUUCAAGGACGAAGGCGAAGGUAUGAAGAACAACUCCGGGGACAAAGCGGAGGACGAGGGCAGCGUCAUCCACUACGACAGCGCCGCCAUCGAGAGGCUGCUGGACCGCAGCCAGGACGCCACGGACGACUCGGACGUCCAGAACAUGAACGAGUACCUGAGCUCCUUCAAGGUGGCCCAGUACAUGGUCCGAGAGGAGGACAAGAUUGAGGAGAUCGAGCGGGAGAUCAUCAAACAGGAGGAGAACGUGGACCCGGACUACUGGGAGAAGCUGCUGCGGCAUCACUACGAGCAGCAGCAGGAGGACCUGGCCAGCAAACUGGGCAAAGGGAAGAGGAACCGCAAGCCCGUCAACUACAACGACGCCGCGCAGGAGGACCAAGAUAACCAGUCCGAAUACUCCGUGGGCUCGGAGGAGGAGGACGAGGACUUCGACGACCGGCCCGAAGGUCGCAGGCAGUCACGUCGUCAGCUGAGGAACGAGAAGGACAAGCCUCUGCCUCCUCUUCUGGCCAGAGUGGGAGGCAACCUCGAGGUGCUGGGUUUCAACACACGGCAGCGCAAGGCUUUCCUGAACGCGGUGAUGCGUUGGGGGAUGCCGUCUCAGGACGCUUUCUCAUCUCAGUGGCUCGUUAGGGACCUCAGGGGAAAAACCGAGAAGGAAUUCAAAGCUUACGUGUCCCUCUUCAUGCGCCACCUCUGCGAGCCGGUCGCCGACGGGGCCGAGACGUUCGCCGACGGCGUCCCGAGGGAGGGCCUGUGCCGGCAGCUCGUCCUGACGCGUAUCGGCGUCAUGUCUCUCGUCAAGAAGAAGAUCCAAGAGUUUGAGCACAUCAACGGGCGGUGGAGCCUUCCAGAGCUCAAACCCGAGGUCGGCAUCGACAAAUCCUCCUCCCGGGGCUCCUCUCCGGCCGCAAAGACCGCAACUCCCACACCCGACGCCAGCUUCAACAACACUCCAUGCACCUCAAAGCCAGCGACUCCUGCUCCAUCGGAGAAGCUGGAAAAGAACGGGAAGGAGGCUGAAAAGGAGGAGGAGAAAGGAGAGGCUGAGGCCUCCACGGAAAAGGAGAAGGCGAGGGAGCAACAGAAGGAGGACGGCAACAAGACUGGCGACACUGAGGAGCUUCCAUCCUCGACGAAAGAAAUAUCACAGAAGGCGUCUCCAGGUCCAAAAACUGACAGCAAAGAAGAGGGUAAGACCAAGGAGGACGACGGGAAGGAUCCGACCGAGUCUUCAGCCGCGACGUCAGAGGAAGAUAAACCGCCGGAGGAGAGUAAGGAGGAGGCGAAGCAAGACGCAGACGUCACAGAAACAAACACGAACAAGAAAGAGGGAGAGAAGGCCGGGGAGGACGGCAGGAAAGAAAAGCGGGAUGAAAUACGAGGCACUCCAGAAGCGCCAGAAGCCAGGGAUAAAACCGAGACGUCUGACGUGAAGAGAGAAGAGGGCAAAGGUGAAAAGGACGCAGGAAAAGAGAUCAAAGCAGCCAAGGAGGAGACGACAAAGGGUACCGCGAAGCCUCAGACGGAGCGGCCGCGCUUCAUGUUCAACAUCGCAGACGGCGGCUUCACAGAGCUGCACACGCUUUGGCAGAACGAGGAGCGGGCGGCCAUCUCCUCGGGUAAGAUGAACGAGAUCUGGCACCGUCGACACGACUUCUGGCUUCUGGCAGGAAUCGUGGUACACGGCUACGCUCGUUGGCAGGACAUCCAGAACGACCCGCAGUUCGCCAUCGUCAACGAGCCGUUCAAGUCGCAGGCCAACAAAGGAAACUUCCUGGAGAUGAAGAACAAGUUUUUGGCUCGCCGCUUUAAGCUGCUUGAGCAGGCGCUGGUGAUCGAGGAGCAGUUGCGGCGGGCGGCUUACUUAAACAUGACCCAGGACCCGAGCCACCCGGCCAUGGCGCUCAACGCUCGCUUCGCGGAGGUGGAGUGCCUGGCGGAGUCGCACCAGCACCUCAGCAAGGAGUCGCUGGCGGGGAACAAGCCAGCCAACGCGGUCCUGCACAAAGUGUUAAACCAGCUGGAGGAGCUGCUGAGCGACAUGAAGGCCGACGUGACCCGGCUGCCCGCCACGCUGUCCCGAGUGCCGCCCAUCGCCGCGCGGCUGCAGAUGUCCGAGAGGAGCAUCCUCAGCCGGCUCGCCAGCAAGGGCACCGAGACGCACACGCCCCCGCCCAUACCUCCAGGACCCUACGCCACCCUUCAGAACUACGGAGCGCCCUUCACCCCGGCCCCGCCCAGCGCUCUGCACAUGGGAGGGGCCAACUACAGCCAGAUGCCGCCGGGAUCCUUCAUAUCAGAAGCCGCCGCCGCUGCCACUGCUGCUGCUGGGGCCACCGGGGGAGCCGCUGGUGGAGCCGCAGGGGGGUCAACAGCUGCCGGGAUUUUCCAGAAGACCAAGGAGCACGAUGUGAUGCAGCGGCAGCGAGUGGUGGACCUCUGGAAAGACGGCAAGUCAGAAGGGGCAAUCGGGCUGGAGCUGAGGAUGCCCAAGUCCACGGUGCACAGCAUCAUCGUCAAGUAUCGGCUCAGCAACACGGUGGAGAACCUGCCGCGCAACGGGCGACCAAAAAAGCCCUGACGCAAAGGAGAGGGAGACUCAGGAAUGUAGCAAAACUGAUAAAGACUGGCUUUAAGAACAUGAACGAAUAAAACAAAGCUCCAAAGAAGACCUAAUAACAAAGCGCUUAGGCACCGCCGGAAUGUGAAGCAUACAAACAUUGAAGAAACAAAUCUCACAACACAGAAAUUGAAGGCUUGCAAAAUAAAAAAAAUAAAAAAAAAGCAGUGGCAGCACUUUGACCCACAAAAGAGGCAACUGCUUAAAGAGUGGACCAAAAAUAAGCUGGGACAAAUGAAGAGUGCUGCUGAGACAAAAAGCCUAAAAGAGUCUGACUGGACUGAAAGGAGGACAAAAAAGGAGAGAAUGUUAAUGCAAUCAGUUUUUUAGGGGGGGGAAAAUGCAGCAAAAGGAUCUUUUUUAGAUCUUCUCAUACAGAUUUCUUGAGACUUCUUUUUCUGUUUUUAACUUUGAGCCAAAAGAUUUCCCUCCGGAUCAAUCCUUCAUCCAGAGGCUGACUGAACAAGCCGGUUCCCUCGAUCUGACCCUGCACUCCCUCAUUCCUCCACAGUCCUCUCGUCCUACACACACAGUACUGCGCACACACACACACACACACACACACACACACACACACACACACAGACACACAAAUAUACAAACACGUUGGAUCUCUCAAACAACCUGAAAACCUGCAAAGAUCUUAGUUUAUCUGCUUGAAUGCAGGAAGACGAAAUCCAAACUCAAAUUAGCGAAAGAUAAACUGGGCCCAGUUCAUUUUGCAGAGAAAACAGGAAAAGAAAGCAAAACUUAACUUUAACCCCAUGGAUCAUCUUGUUGUAGAACUCCUAAGCCCAACCAAGCAUAAACCCGAAAAGCCGCAGAUAUGGAAAACUGAUUUGUAGCCUUUUCAUCAGAAUCAGUAGCAGCUCACCCAACCUGAUGAACUGCCAAUGAAAUAUGUACUGUAAUGCAAGUGGAACAAUAUAUUUUGCUCCUGCACCUUUUUUUAAUGGGAGAUUGUCUCCUUACAGGGGAAAUCACUCUUUUGAAGUAUCUACAUUUCCCGUUUUUAGACCUCAUGACAACAGCAAGCACUAUUUAUGAGCCGCUCCUCCUCGUAGAUGAACCCUGCAAUCUGUCACUGGAAGAAAAAGGGAGACUCGCUUUGAAGCUCGCAGAGACAUUUUUGUUCCUCGAGCUACUUUAUUGUGACAGCGUGAUGGAUUCCACGUGGUGGAAAAUGUCCCUUGAUCCCAGAGAAAAUAAAACACUCCUGUCUGCGUUAUCGCUUUUUCAGAACCCUGUGCGUUUUUGUGUUCGUGUGUGUGUGUGUGUGCAGCAAAGCUGUGCCUACCGUCUUAUUAUGAGGAGAAAGGAGGUGCUGUGUUGAAUGGGGCAGAAUUUAAUUUUCAGUUAAUACAGUAAACAUUUCAGAAUCAGGUGUGUGAAUGUCAUGACACUAAAGCUGAGUGGUAUUUCCCUUUAAUUGUAAAAGUUGUGUGGCCUGCAAUGAGUAUACAUGGUAUGCGCUCAUGUGUUAAAUCAUUGUAAAUCUGUGCAUUUUGCAUGAUAAUUUAGGAACUUUUAUAAAACCUAGCUUACUUUUGUAUUUUGAAGUAAUGGUGCCAAGGAUUCUUUCCCAUUUCGAUUUUUUGUGAAAUACUUUUCCAUUGCAAUGAUUUUGCUUUUUCUCUGAAUACAUUUAGCCAAAGAAACUGUAUUUGAUUCACCAAAUCUAAACUCAAAGCUAAAUGUA